Molecule: messenger RNA, 1444 nt
Organism: Cladophialophora immunda
Lineage: Eukaryota; Fungi; Ascomycota; Eurotiomycetes; Chaetothyriales; Herpotrichiellaceae
Exons: 1
Coding region: 359-985 (208 amino acids)
Source: RefSeq, a predicted model, not a curated record
CAGGCAAACAACCCAUUCCCCUUAUCUAGAUCAGACUGGUCGAAUACCGAUACAAACAUCGUCCGCAGUCAACUGGCGCACUCUGUUCCCUUGCGUGAUCUUCUUGACUAGACCGUGGGGAAAAAGCAAGCAUUCAGACCCAGCACAUUCGCUUUUUGCUACUCGCCUUCGAUGUCUGCAUGAGAGAUUGCAAUGCUAGGCUCCGUCCGAUCCUCUUGAUCCAUGAUCUUUCCGUUGCUAGGCCACCUCGUCGCACUCCGAGGCCCGAUUGUCGUUGGUCUUUGUUAGCGAGCUGAGCACCGCCCGCCUCAGCCUUGCGGGCACCUAAUUUGGGAUCUCAGGCCCCGACCUGAGUCAGAUGAGCGGCCCAGACGUUGAUACCAUCCUCAUAUUUCCACAGUCGCGGCUCUGUGUCUGUUGUUCAGAUGCUGUUUGGGAUUUUCAUCUUCACCUGUUACACGCUCGUUGCUCAAAGCACGCCAGCACUCACGGAGUCUCCCCACCAAGAAUGCCCUCAAGCUUGAGUUAUCUCGUUUCCUUGCUUCUCUCCACCUCCGUCCUCCCCUCUUUCAUCAGCGCCCAGUCAAGCACCCAAUUCGGCCAAUGCGCCGACAACUGCGUCAGCACGUACCCGAUUGUCAACCACUGCAACGGCACCGAGACCGGCACCGCGCUCGACGAAUGCAAAUGCGAGAGCUACUCGCCCUCCAACGACCCGCUGAUCAACUGUGUCCUGGGCUGCCCGUCGGACCAGCAACUCGCAUUCGCCGACAGUCUCCCCAAACUCUGCGCCCAGACAUUAUUCCUGGGUCUCGAUCUGUCGGACCAGCCGAAGCCCUCGGCGGAGAAUUCGGCAGCUAGCGCCACGGUCGACGCGGCCAAAGCCACAGGCACGACCAGCGGCAACAGUGCAGCUAGCUUCGCAGCCGGUGCCAACAUGCUGGGAUAUCUCGCCUUGACCUUGGGCAUCGCCGUGUUGUUAUGACGAGCUAUUCGGGGAGGGCCUGGGUUUGGUUGCGCCACUCUCCCUCGCAAGCCCUUGGUCACAGCACAGACGGUGGUUCAUAAGAUGAGAGGCCGCGUAUAUCCCACUUUAUGCAAAGCGUUGGCGCCACGGGAUGGAAGGCGACGUCUGGGAUUACGGGAUUGAUCGAGGAGUUCUAAGGGAGUGAGGGAAAGCGUCUUUCUCGACAGUCCGGCGUUGGAUAUACAUCAAAGAGAGUGUAUUUUGGGGCCACUACGUCGUGGAGAACAGGACACACGUACUGUACCUAUCUCUCAGCAUUUAGAAUGUGGCGCUAGGGAGACAUGUAUAAAGAUGCCCAGUGCAGAGUUCACAGAGAGGUCUCUUUCACCCAUGUUGAUAUACACAUCCAUCGCUUCGAAAGACAGUCUAAUUCAGUGCACUCGAUCUGGCUAUCGGUAUAUACCUUACAGAAACCCA